AUGGCUUCCAAGGAUGUCGCUAAAGAUCAUGAAUUAAACGGAGAGCUGUACAGAGCUCUGGUGAACGAAGAGGCUGACAAGGUGAUACGACUAUGUGAAGGUAUUGAUGACCAUUCAUUGCACAUACUAACCAUACACAACGACACAGUGCUCCACAAGGCCACUUACGCCAAACAAGGUAACCUGGUACUCAGUCUUCUCGAUGCCUUGCCUCAGCACCUUCUCCUCAAAAUCACCUGCCCAAACAAUACUGGCAACACUAUGCUUCACGAGGCAGCUACUCUCGACCAAGACAACUCGGUCGAGAUAGCGAAGAAGAUGUUGGAGAAAGACCCGGAGUUGUUGAGCAAGACCAACAAACUUGGAGAAACCGCACUCUUUCGGGCAGCCCGCUAUGGCAAGACUGACAUCUUCAACUUUCUGGCAGAUAAAAUAUCGAGAGAUGAUGAAGCCAGCCAGCAACCAUUUAUUCAGAGGAAUGACAAGACCACUAUUCUUCACAUCGCCAUCCUUGCUCACCACUUCGGUUAG
This is a messenger RNA of Corylus avellana, 531 nucleotides long. Lineage: Eukaryota; Viridiplantae; Streptophyta; Magnoliopsida; Fagales; Betulaceae. The record is from RefSeq and is a predicted model, not a curated record.